AUGGAGCAGCCCCAGUUCGUUUUUUUGAAUACAAUGGGAGGCUCAAGUCUCUCUCGACCAGCCGUUAAACGAAUGAGGGCGCAUAUCACGAAAAGCAAUUUCGCAAAAAGGCGUAGGGCUGUGGGCACGCCACAGAGAGCAAUAGAAAAUUUGAUGACUAUACAGGAGAACAAUCUACAGCCGUCGGCGUGUAGCAACAAGUCCAUGGCCUUCGACGGCGACCGGACUAUCCAUUUGCACCCCGCACUCACUUGCCCUGAACCAGCUCGCGACCCAAAAGCCUUGCAAAAGCUACAGAAACUUGUAUAUCUGGAAGGAAUACGCUCUCCAGUUAGCCCAAAUGAGGCAGCGUGGUUCAAUCUGAUUGCGUCAGACCCGGCUUUGAUCGAAUCGACAAUGGCAAUAGCUGUGCGACUCUGGUCUCCGGACGAAAAUUGGCAGAUUGAAGCCUAUCAACAUUCAGAUACAGCUCUUAAUCUCAUUAAGCGGCGACUAGAAUCCGCGGCGACCUCGACCGACGGCGUUCUCGGAGCAGUUGCCACAAUGGCGCUCGGUGCUUCCUUGGAGAACGAUGACAUUGCUUGGAAUAUUCAUAUAGAUGGCUUGGUCCAGAUUUUGAAAGAACGAAAAUUACGAAGCACUGACCCGCCGCCACCGUGGCUUUCAGAUCUCGUUGUCCUGGACUCGGUCAAUGCAGUUUUUGAUUUCCCGCGGCUAUAUCAUGAAAGUGUUGUUGAAACCUUGGCAGAUUGCAACGAUCAAAGAAUCUCACGAAUAAAAGUAAUCUGCGACAGUGUCAUCCAAGUACGACAAACAAUCAGCUCCCAACACAGCCGGGAGUUGGAUUCUGAGUUUAUUGCACGAGAGAUUGAGGAGCCACUGGCCAAUCUCCAUCACGAAGUACGAGCACUUCGAGCUGUCGACGACUCAUACGUUCAAGCCACUGCACGAUCGAUGGAACUGGUGCUCUAUCUACUUUGGCCUUCUCAAUCAGGAGCUCAUUUAACACUCCUUGCCAGUGAAUUGAAAGAUAUAAUCUGCCAAUUUCCAUUUCAAGGAUGCUCAUAUAUGAACUUGACUUCUUUUCAGCUCAUGAUUGGAGCUAUCGCUGCAAGCGAGAACUCGCCUACAAGAAGAUGGUUUGUUGACAGGAUGGCUGGGGAAGUUCGAGCGAUGCAACUACGUGGCUGGAAUGAACCUCUAAGUCUGCUCACGAACCGUAACUUGCCAACUAAGGCCCUCACAGGACGACUUCAAGCUCUGUGGGAAGAAUUGUAUCAUCGAGCCGCUGAGCUCAAGGAGCCCAUAACACAGUGA
Molecule: messenger RNA, 1317 nt
Organism: Penicillium maclennaniae
Lineage: Eukaryota; Fungi; Ascomycota; Eurotiomycetes; Eurotiales; Aspergillaceae
Exons: 3
Coding region: 1-1317 (438 amino acids)
Source: RefSeq, a predicted model, not a curated record